Microbotryum saponariae is the source of this 177-nucleotide messenger RNA. NCBI's taxonomy places the organism in Eukaryota, Fungi, Basidiomycota, Microbotryomycetes, Microbotryales, Microbotryaceae. The record is from the annotation of a GenBank genome assembly.
AUGGUGUUUGCUUUAGGUUUUAUUGCAUUAUUCACUAUUGGUGGGCUAACUGGAGUAAUUUUAGCUAAUGCUUCAUUAGAUGUUGCAAUGCACGAUACUUACUAUGUUGUAGCUCAUUUUCAUUAUGUACUUUCAAUGGGAGCUGUAUUUGGUAUGUUUGCCGCAUAUUAUUUCUGA